UCAGAGUCCUGUUAAGAACUUAGGGUGUUCUAAGUGUCAUGCUAGCUGUAACAUGUUAUAGCUAGCUUCUAUAACCAAGAUAUUCCCACAUUUCAUUGGCUUAAUAUAAUAGAAAUUAAUUUCUUUUUUUGGUUAACAGUCCAAUGAGGAUGUUCAUGGUUGGCAGGGCAUUGCAGAGAGAGAAAGGAGCACUUGCUGGCUUUGACCUCCCUGGGUACGGUGUCCGAGCAGAGAUAAAGCACAAUUCCUUCAAGAUGCCAAUGAAGAAGUACAGGAGAAAAGACCCUGAAAGUUCCCAGGAACCUUCAGAGAAGACCAAAGAGCAGCUGGCUGAGGGGGAGCUUCGGAAGCUGAGGCAGCAGUUCCGGAAGAUGGUGGACAGUCGGAAGUCCUUUAACUUCCGCUCCCAGCGGAAGAUCACGAACCAGCACAAGGAAAUCAAGACCCUGCAAGAGGAGCAAGAUGAGAUCACCCUGCUUUUGAAUCUCAUCAAAUCCUCCAGGAACCUGGAUCUCAAUGAGAAAAACUACAUGGAACUGCGUUUCCUGCUGCAAACUAAGGAGGACUAUGAGGCCCUGAUUAAAUCAAUGAAACUGCUGUUGGCUGAACUGGAUGAGAAGAUUGUUCAGAUGGAGAAAAAGAUUGUAACCCAAAGACAGAUCUUCACAAAAAUACAGGAGGCCAAUAACCCCCGGAAAUUGCAGAAACAGAUCCAUGUUUUGGAAACCCGUUUGAAUCUUGUCACUGUACACUUUGACCAGAUGCUGACCACCAACGCGAAGCUCCGGAAGGAGAUCGAGGACCUGAGGUAUGAGAAGGCUGCUUACGACAACGUCUACCAGCAUCUUCAUCGGCGCUUGUUGAUGCAAAAGAAAACAAUGAAUGUGGCCAUCGAGCAGUCUGCGCAGGCCUACGAGCAGAGGCUGGAAGCCAUGGCCCGAAUGGCCGCCAUGAAGGACCGCCAGCAGAAGGACAUCUCUCAGUACAGCCUGGAGAUCCGAGAGCUGGAGCGUGUCUACGACCACGAAACCAAGCUCAAAUCCUUCUUGCUCGUGAAGCUGAAUGACCGUCUUGAAUUCGAGGAACAGUCCAAAAAGGAAGAAGUUCUUAAGGCAAAGAAGUUUGGGAAGAAGAGCAAGGGCGAGAGUUUUGAGAGCUACGAGGUGGCUCACCUCCGGUUGCUGAAACUGAUAAAGACUGGGAACCUGAAUCAGCUCAUCGAGGAGUUUCUGGCCAAGGAGGAGAAGAACUUUGCUCGGUUCACAUAUGUCACAGAGCUCAACAAUGACAUGGAGAUGAUGCACAAGAAGAUCGAGAGAAUCCAGAAUGAGAUCAUGCACUUGCGAUCCCAGCAGAAAUCAUCGCAUGAUGAUAGCUACUCUAUCCUGAGAGAGCUGGAGGAGAAGCUAAAGAAGACCACGGAGGAGGCAGACAUGUACGAGAACAACUACAGGGAGAUCAGCAAGACCUUGGAGUAUCUCAAGACCUCGGUGGAGAAUCUGUUUAAGAAGAUAAAUUGUGAUGCCACCAAGAUCCUGGUGCAGUUAGGGGAGACGGGGAAAAUCACGGAUACCAACCUCCCGCAGUACUUUGCCAUCAUUGAGAAGAAGACCAAUGACUUGCUGGUGUUAGAAUCCUACAAGCGGCUUAUGGAAAUGGAAGUGGCAGAGGCGGAGGUCCAGCCAUCCUUCCUCAACCCCUUCUGGGGCGGCUCCGCCCUCCUCAAGCCUGCAGAACCCAUCAAGGUCAUCCCCCCAGUGUUCGGGGCUGACCCCUUUAGUGACAAGUUGGAUGAAGAUGAGGAAAUUGAGGCACAGUGAGGUUAAGGAGCUUGUCCGAAGUCAUGAAGAUGGUGGGAGUUGAAAGGUAGGCUCUUUCAACUGCUUGAAUUUUAAGGAGGAAAUUCAAAUAAAAUUUUUAGUAAAAUGUGAAACUUCACAGAAUCAGGCCUGAGAGGCUACAAGGGAAUAUUUUAAAUAGAUUCAUUAAGAUUAAUUAGCAAUGUUGACAAGACAGUUGCUUGUUCAUACAGGGCCUUUGAUGAAUUAUUGAUAGCAAUAGUGCCCCUUCUUCCAGGCACAUUACUGCCACCUGCCAGAAAGAGUCUUAGGUUCUGAUUUUUAGAAAAUUAUAGCAAGACACUUGACUGCCAUCUGCUGGAAAAAACUUGCAACAAAUAGAUACUCUGCAGUAUAUAUUACUAAGGGCAUCCAGGAGGAUUGUGCAGUGUACAACCUACACAACGAUGCAUGGUCACCCUGCAUGACACCUUCAGUCCAUCAGGAAAUUGAUGCUGUCACCGGGUCUCAAUGUGUUAUGAGGAAGGCAGGACCUGGAGUCAGACAGAGGUUUGGAUCUAGGACCCGGCAUUUCCCAUUAGUGUUGUUCUUUUAAGCUAGUAACUUUGCCUCCCUGAGCCUCAGUUUCACCAUCUGUAAAAUGACCGUAGUGCUAGUCACUACCUCACAGGGUGAUUGAGAGAAUGAAUGAGGUAAGGGCUCAGUAAACGAGAGCGGAUUCUCUCUUAGUGUGGGGUCAGGGCUAUUUUAUGUAAGAGAGUCUGGAGCUGGAGUCCCUAGAAAGGUGAGGCCGGUAACUUGGGUACAGAGGGUGUCUGAAGGGGGC
Molecule: messenger RNA, 2625 nt
Organism: Odocoileus virginianus texanus
Lineage: Eukaryota; Metazoa; Chordata; Mammalia; Artiodactyla; Cervidae
Source: RefSeq, a predicted model, not a curated record